AUGCGCGGCAUUUGCCUGCGUGGCGUGGGCAAAGCAGAGUUGACGACAGCAAACUUUCAGUCGUCCCGGCGCGCGGCCGGGAUGGCGUCCGGGGGUACCCUCCCCGCCGACGCGGCCGCGCAGGUCGCGAGGAUGAAGGAGCUCGAGCGCGGGAUCCUCGCCGCGGUGGACCGCGUCGCGGGCGGCGGCGGCGCGGCGUCGUCGUCGUCCUUCGCCGCGGGCGGAGGAAAGAUGAAGCGCGACCCCGCGCAUCUCGCGCGCGUCGGGAUGUCGAAGCUCCGAAGGGAGCUCAGAGAGCUCGAGGGGAUCGCGGAGGAGCAGGACAGGGCGACGGAUCGCGCGGCGGUCCUCGACGCGCUCGAGCAACGCGUCGCGUCGCACGACGGGAUACGUCGCAUCCUCAGGGACGCCACGCUCGAGGCCGCGAACAGAGCGCCAGAGGAGGAGGAGGAGGAGGAGGAGGGGAAGGAGGGGCGCGCGAGGGACUGCGACGUGGCGAACGACGCGGACGCGCGCGCGGCGCUCCUCGGCGAGAACGACCCCGCGACGAGAAAGAAGAAGACGCCGCGCGCGCGCGACGAGACGCCCGCGCUCGCGCUCGCGUCCGAGGCGACCGCGGGGUUGCGACGCGCGAGGGCGACGAUGGCGGACGAACUCAUCAAGGGCGAGGCGACGCUUAACGCGAUGGCGACGUCCAGGGCGUCGCUGAAGAGCGCGACGGACGAGUACGCCGGCGAUCAGAGGAGCGCGCUCAAGCGCGGGAGCGGCAUGCUCACCGUCAUCGAGCGGCAGGCGGUCCGAGCGCGGAUCGUGCUGUGGGUCGGGUUCGCGUGUUUCCUUCUCGCGUGCGCGCACGUUGCGCUGAAGCGGACGCCGCUGUUGGCGCGGUUUCAUCCGUUGUUUCACGUUCGGCGACGCGCGGCGAGGCGAUUGAGAGAGGCGAGCGAGGCCGCCGCGAGAGCAGUGGAGGAGGGGAAGCGCGCGAGCGCGAGGGCGAAGCGCGAGGGGAAAGGGAACGGCGCGGCGGCGGCGGCGGCGGCGGCGGCGGCGGCGGCGGCGGUCGCGGACGACGACGCGUUCCUGGACGGCGCGGCGGACGCCGCCGCCGCGGACGCGUACUCAUACGGCGGCGAUGGAAGUCUAGACGACGGGGGGUACGCGCGGCCGGACGUGGAGGUUGGCGAGUACAUGCGCGCGGACGAACCCCGCGUCGAACUCUAGCGACGAUGAUUGGACGUCGAGACGCGAACGACUC
Micromonas pusilla CCMP1545 is the source of this 1255-nucleotide messenger RNA. RefSeq lists its product as uncharacterized. The transcript has a single exon. Gene Ontology annotation, cellular component: SNARE complex; endoplasmic reticulum. The record is from RefSeq and is a predicted model, not a curated record. Gene Ontology annotation, biological process: retrograde vesicle-mediated transport, Golgi to endoplasmic reticulum. Bases 1 to 1221 code for a protein of 406 amino acids. Gene Ontology annotation, molecular function: SNAP receptor activity. NCBI's taxonomy places the organism in Eukaryota, Viridiplantae, Chlorophyta, Mamiellophyceae, Mamiellales, Mamiellaceae.